Molecule: messenger RNA, 1017 nt
Organism: Vicia faba (fava bean)
Lineage: Eukaryota; Viridiplantae; Streptophyta; Magnoliopsida; Fabales; Fabaceae
Source: the annotation of a GenBank genome assembly
AUGUUUGGUGACAUUUUCAGUGUAUUUCUCACACACCCUACCGACAAGAGAUUACAAAGAAUCCGCCCAUUGAAUCAUCACUUUUGCAGCUCCCAUUCACAUACCCAUCAAACCAUUUCAUCACAUUUCUCCCAUGUACGAGUUGCAGAAAUGUUGGGUCACACUGAUCGACUAUCAGAACUGAGACCAUCAAAGGACCAAAUACUUGCAGAUUCUGGUUCUGAAUUUGGUGAUGAUGAUGAAGAAGAGAAAAUUUGUUCGGAACAGAUACUUUACUCAGUUUCCUUUGAAGAACUUGCAAGCAAUAGUAUUAAAUAUGAUACCGUCAUAUGGCUUUCUAUAUCAUUACUGCUUAUUUUAGCUUGGGGAGUUGGCCUCUUAAUGUUGCUUUACCUUCCCUUUAGGAGAUAUGUACUUCGAAAGGAUUUCGCUUCUCGCAGAUUAUAUGUUACACAAACUGAAAUAGCUUACAAGGUGUCAAGGCCUUCGUUUAUACCGUUUUGGGGGACCAUAACAAUUGAGAGGAGUGUACCUCUUUCUUUGGUGAUUGAUAUUAUUAUUGAACAAGGUACUGAUGCAGGUCUUACCAGAUUAUUUUCACGCGUUCUCCUCUCUGUAGCACUGACACCUCUGAAAAAAGGUUGUGUGCAGUCUAUAUAUGGUGUCCACACUUUUCGCAUCGAAAGUAUUGCUCAUGGUAAGGCUGCUCCGGUUGAUGAACUACAACUUCAAGGAAUUUCUGACCCCGGUCUUUUGAGAAAGGUGAUUGUAACAGAAGCUUCAAAGAUCUCAGGAGAUUUGAGUAAAAGUUGGAGGCAUAUUGCUCCAAGCAUAGACGUGCAAAACAUGGCUUGUAUGCCAGCAACAGCUGAGAAGAUAGGCUCGUCGCGUUCUUCUUCAAUAGAGCGCAGAAUAGGCGGAGGAUUGCUUCUUAAUAAACUCGAAGAAAUCAGUAAAUCAGUAAAGAGACUCGAGCUGCUUAUCGAGAAGUCGCACGGUUCCCUAGCCGCUAGCUGA